Lentinula edodes (shiitake mushroom) is the source of this 1181-nucleotide messenger RNA. RefSeq lists its product as uncharacterized. The transcript is spliced from 6 exons. Lineage: Eukaryota; Fungi; Basidiomycota; Agaricomycetes; Agaricales; Omphalotaceae. Bases 1 to 990 code for a protein of 329 amino acids. The record is from RefSeq and is a predicted model, not a curated record.
AUGACUGGACAGGUGCUCGGAAUGUGGGUCAAUACGGGCAUGAGAGAUGAACCAACUCAACCAGAAAACCAAGUCGCCAUUCCACCCACUGUGGGGGAGCACACCGUAUUUAAGGAUGCGAAUUGCAGCCUAUUCCUGUAUCUAACACCUCUUUGCCUUCUGUUUCUGCUGGCCAGACACAUCUUGAUACUCCAAAAUCGUUCGAACAUUGCUUCACGCCGCGACGCUUCCUAUAUCAUGAUAUUUUUCAAAACUCAAACCAUCGUCAUCGUCGCUCAAGUUGUUGGUUUCCUUCUUGUUUCGACCUCGGCUUUGCCACACGUUGCUCGUGCUAUUGACGGGCAAGAUUGGAUUCUUGAGAGCUACACUGAGCUCGUCCCAAGCAGACACAAUGAGGUGCAAGAUGCUUUCAAGAAUAAGUUAGAGGGCAUCCGUCUCGGCUCUUUCAUAGCGGCAUCAGAGAGAGGACUCAACAGCGAAGGCGUCUACGAUGUGCGAGGAAAGAUCGCGGGUAAGGACGCUGUUGUCCAAGUUAUGAAGAAUACCGGCACCGAAGCUUUGGGAGAAGUCCUUGCACUGAAAGACCGAGGCGAGCUGCUCUAUUCUGGAUACAUAGUGAUCAGUGGGAGAUAUGAGCCUGUCAUCGUCAUGGUGAAGGUACCUGGAAAGGUGUUGAGCGACACGCGUGAAUACCAGAGAGCAUCGGACGAAGGAAGGGAGAAGUUGAAGAAACAAGCAAUCAAGUUGAUGUGCAAGGCUGUAGCGGAUAUCGCUGUACAAUCGCAUCUCUUGCACUACGAAAACAAUAUCGAUAAUACACUUGUCACUGUAUCUCAUGGCAAAGUUAUUUCAGCAAAAGUUUGUGAUUAUGGCGCCUCUGUGACUUUCAAGGUGUCGGGUUCUGUGACUAGGAAGGAAGUUUACGAUUGGUGCAAGGCCCGUUGGACCCCUGAUACUUGGAUUGUUGUGUCUGAUGAGAUGCCUUUCUGAUGUUUCGAGCAAGUAUCUAGGCUGGUCCGUCGUCUGAAUAGUGAUUGAAGGGCAAUCGUUGAAGCUUGAACGCCGGGAGAUACGACGCGCUAGUAUCAUCUCGACGUGAGAUAAAUUGUUCAUAUAUUCAAGAGUGAGGCUCUCUAGUCCUUGGAUAGUUUUCAAUUUUGUCAGUGCUGGCUGUUGUCGCU